GUUUAAGGUUAUGUUCAAACAUAACCUCAAAUUUAUUUGUCAACCUAACUUUUAAGAUUAAAUAAAUGUCUCAAAAUCUUCGAAAAGAAGUACUUUUAGCGUUUAAACGAUUGCAUAAGGCGCGUAAAAAAGUAUUUGCAAACGACGAUAAUGCUUUAGAAAAGGGAAGGAUUAAAAUAAACGAGGAAUUUAAGAAAAAUAAGCACGUAAAAGACCCCGUAGCAAUAGCAGAGUUGACAAAAUUAGCUAAUGAAGUACAAAAGGAGCUUUUAACAACCGUUAUACAAGCUGUAGAAGUAUCACCUGGAAAAUAUGAGAUGAGGAUUUUGCCAGAAACUUUAAAAUUGGAUAACGUUCCAUUUAAAGAUUGCCCAAAUUAAAAAGCUUAAAGAAAUUAGUCAUGUUUAGUUUAAGUAGAUGUUUUAUUUAUAAUAAUAAUAAUAAUGUUUACUCCAAAGAAGA
This is a messenger RNA of Onthophagus taurus, 462 nucleotides long. Its product is annotated as complex III assembly factor LYRM7. Gene Ontology annotation, molecular function: protein folding chaperone. NCBI's taxonomy places the organism in Eukaryota, Metazoa, Arthropoda, Insecta, Coleoptera, Scarabaeidae. Gene Ontology annotation, biological process: mitochondrial respiratory chain complex III assembly. Gene Ontology annotation, cellular component: mitochondrial matrix. The record is from RefSeq and is a predicted model, not a curated record.